AUGGACGCGAUGCAGCUCUGGAGCCUGCAGCCGGGGGUGGUGACCUACCAAGUCUUGCUGCCAGCCAUGGAGGCGGGUGGCGGCUUUGUGCCACAGGGCCUUUGGCCUUCAGAGCCCCGGCGCCAGGUGGAGGCCUUGGAGCUGCUGGAGGCCACUGGAGGGGUGCCCGUGCUCGCCCCCGCGAAGUUCGCCAAGAUGGUUUACCUGCCUCGCCUGUUCCCUGCCCUUCGGCAGCUGGCUGCAGGGUCUUCGGCACCAGGUGGUCCGCGGUUGCACGAGCCGCAACUCGAGCAACACUUUUCCUUGGGGGCGCUGUUCACCUCGGCAGCCCUUCAGGACCUGGACAUGGAUCGCUCAAGCCCUUGGCUGGGCAGUGCCCGGAACUUCGCCUGGAAGGCCUUCAUGCGCGCUGAGAUCCUCAGGGUCUUCUGUGGUGACGGCUGCAGAACCAAGCGCUGCAGGCAUUGCAGCCUGGGCCUGCGGCCCAGGGACCAGGCGGAUGCCCUAUUACAAGUGAACCAUGCCAUCCCCAACGCGGUGAAUGAAGCGCGUCGCACACCAAGUUUCUUCAUCACUUUGAUCUGCCUGAACCAGGCACUGUCGCUCUACAUUUGCUAG
Molecule: messenger RNA, 618 nt
Organism: Effrenium voratum
Lineage: Eukaryota; Dinophyceae; Suessiales; Symbiodiniaceae
Source: the annotation of a GenBank genome assembly